AUGGAGUACCAACUCAUUCCUCGAAACAGUGAAAUUUCUAAUUCAGACGAGGUUUCUCUUACAGUAGCGUCAUCUAUAAAUCGUCCUGAACGAAGGGCUAUUCCAUGGUACUUAGAUGGAUGUUUAAUGAGCAAAGCAACAGUUUAUACUAUUCAGCUUCAUCAUUUUUGUUGUUGUUGGUAUGAAGGAUUCCUUAUGGGUGGCGAAGCAUGUUACGAUGUUACGGAUGGCAAAGUUACUCGCUACGGUGUUUCUGCGGGCUAUACAGCUCCUGAAUACAAUGUUACUCUCAAAGCAACCAAUUCCAUGUCUGCUUAUACCCUUCUAUACUAUCAUCGUGUACAUCCUGAUAUUGAAGCCGGUGCAAAAGCUCAUUGGGAUACCACUUCAAACAGUGAUAGUGUUAAUAUGGAAAUUGGUGCUAAAUAUUUUUUAGAUCGCGACGCAUUUGUAAAAGCUAAAAUUGAUAAUAAUGGUCGUUUGGGUCUUGGAUACACACAAGCACUCCGUCCGGGCGUUAAGAUCUCUCUUGGUGGCAGCAUUGAUACAUCCAAAUUGGAAGCCACCGAAGAAUCUGAACUGUCACUUCGUGACGAAGAAUCUGACGAUUCGGAAGAACUCGAAUUUGAUCCACUAUCGCUGUCUGAACCUGAACUAAGACUUGAUGAUUCAGUCGAAGAACUAUCUCCACUCUCGCUGGCGGAAUCGGAUGACGAAGAAGACGACGAAGAUCUUAAUAAUUAG
Molecule: messenger RNA, 744 nt
Organism: Racocetra persica
Lineage: Eukaryota; Fungi; Glomeromycota; Glomeromycetes; Diversisporales; Gigasporaceae
Source: the annotation of a GenBank genome assembly